GCGGACGUUGUGGAUAUUGCGUGUCUUUUGAUGGACGAUGUACUUAAGCAAUUGGAGGAUGCAGCUACUGCACAACUGCAUUCAAUAAAGUCAGAAGACCGGAAACGAGCAGAGGAGAAAAUUCUGCAGUUCCGUUCCUGCUCUGAGCCUUACGAAAUAUGCACUGCUAUUUUAACUCGUUCAAAUAACGACUGCCUGCUAUAUGAAGCUGGUCGAUGUCUGUCUCAUGCAGUGGUUCGGGAAUGGAAUUCAGUUUUCGCUCCAUCAAGCGAAUGCAUAGAUAACUGCAAAGCACUCCAGCUUCUAACUUUCAUCUUGGAAUGGGCACAGCGUCGUGGAUUCGAGUGCGGUCCUGCUGCUCGUCAGCGCAUCUUAAGCGCUGCUGGGGCGCUGGUUAAAAGGGCUUCAGCAGCCCAUGCCGAAAAGGUUGCUGCUGUUUGGCGGUCUACAGCAGUUGAUGAAAAUGUCCAUCAUAGACCUGGAAUAGGAUCUCGAAUACUUACCACACCACCAGAUGAUCCAGGACCUUCUUGUUGGUUAUUGAUCAAGUUGAUUGAACACAUUGAGGAGUUGAUUCAACCGCUAACACAAUCAGACAUAUCUGGCAUUGAUAAUGAUCAGGAACCUAUUUUUAAACAAGGAUUAUUAGGCUUAUAUAUAUUGUCUGCAUUGUUAGAUGAAUUUGCCUAUUCCGAAGAUAGUGCACAAUUAAAUAUGCCAUUGGAAGCACAUGUUUUUCUUCGAGCUAGAUUUCAGGACUAUGAACUAGUACGAUUAUUUAAAAAUUUACUUUGCCUAGCUAAUCAACUAUUAGUUUAUUGGUCUUCAUUGGAUUGUUCAACUCUAAGUCAAGGACAAAGUGAAAUUUUAUACAGAGUAAUCAAUUGCCUCGAUAUGAUUACAGGUUGGGAUUUUUUACCGCGUGAACUUAUUCGUUUUCAUGCAAGUCAACUAAGACGUUCUGAUCAAGAAGCUCGUUUUCGUCCUAGUAUAAAAUGGAAUGAUCUACUUGGAUCCAAUGCAUUUCCAAAGACAUUAUUAUUGUUUAUUAAAUUACAUACAUGGGUACGCAAUUCCGAUCUACUCGGUGCACGUCUAUUAUCAUGUUUAGUUCGUUUCUCAUCAAUGUCUGGUCCAUUGAUUUAUCCAAUAUGUUCUACUCCAUUAACAACUUACAUAAAUAAUAAUAAUAACAAUAAUAAUAAUAAUAAUCAUUGUUCAUCUUAUUAUGAUUAUUAUACUCAUGAAAAUCAAUCACCAUUUGGUUCAUCAUGUACGCUGCAUUAUUUAAUAUUAAUUGAACAUUUCAAUUGUUGGUUUGGCAAAACAUUACCACCAAUGAAAGAUACAAUUCAAUUAACAUUUGAUACAUUCAUUAAUCAACUGCCACAAUUACAUCAAAUUAUAACAAAUUGUAUUAUAGAAAAUAUUGAUAUAAUUCCAAAUAUUACAUUAAACAAUUUAUUACCUUAUGAAUUAACUAUUUUAUCAGAAUUUAUUCUCAAUAUAAUGUUGAAUAGUUCACGUGCAUGGGAACCAGUUGAACGUGUACUAACAUUGUCUAAAUUAAAAUCACAAGAAUCUUUAUCAAAUGAGACAUGUCAAUCAAUAUUUCAUAUUGGUUUUAUUAGUUUAUGGAUAAUGAAUAAAUUUUUUGCUAUUUUAUGUUCUCUUUUAAUUCAGUGUAUACGAAUGGAAGCAGAAUGUUCCAAAGAAGCCGAAGAUGAUGAUGGUCAAUUAGCUCAUGAAGCUGUUGAACGUUUAUUCAAUUGUUGGAAUGAUCUAAUCGAUUUAAUUCCAUCAUCAUCCAGUGAACAACAGACUAAUCGUUUUCAAAAGAAUCACAAUUCAUCGACCAAUAAUUCUGUUAAUGAUGAUGAUGAUGAUGAUAAUUCACCAUUACCUUUAACUACUGGACAAUUACAAAAUUCGGAUCAAUUAACUCAACAAAUGAAAAAGCUUCUUGGAUUAUUAAGAAAUAAUAAUUCAACACGCCAAUCACAAUUAUUUCAAUGUUUUCUCAUAUCAAAACUGUCACAACCAGUUGGUUUACGUCGAUUGAUGAACACACAUGACAAUAGUGAAGAGAUCAAUCUUGAAUUAGACGAAGAUGAUAUGACUUCUUCAGAGGAUAGUUUAUUCGCUGUAGGAUCUUGUGGUUUAUCUACACCUGACGAAUCUAGCACUACACUUGUUCGUUUAAUCAAUGAACGUGUCAAUCAAUUAAUUCAUUUACAAAAUUGUGAAUCAGAAAAAUCAAUUAAUUUAUUUGAAGAUCUUCAUUGGCUUCUAUUGAUUAGUGGUCAUUUUCUUGUCUCUGGUCCUGCAUCAUUGACAAGUGUUCUACGAAUGGGUUCACCAUGGGAUACACAAUUUUCAAUUCCUCAUCAACUUUUAUAUCUUGGUUCAAAUGAUACAGUUGAUGUCGUGAAUAGUCGUCGGUUAAUGUUUGUGUCUAUUGUACAAUGUCCUGAUAUAAAUAGUAGUUGGCCACCAGAAAAUUUACCAUAUACUCAUAUCCCUUCGUUAGUAAUUUUAUUUUGUUCUCUGUUUCGUUUAUUAUGGUUACAAGUUGUCUAUGGGGUUGGUAGUGCUCAGCUGAUCACAGACAAUUUUUGGUUAAUGACACGUUUAGCUGUCACAUAUUUUUGUCAUAAUGUUGUGGAUCGUGAUACAUUAAUGUCGAAUAUUUCUAGAUCACCAAUUAUGACAAUACUUCAACCGGAUUCUAUCCAACCAUUACCAGCACAUCAAGGUACAAUAGUAUCAUCAUUCUCAUCAUCAUCAGCAGCAGCAGCAAAUAAAACAUUGAAUGGUGAAAAUCAAUUCAAUGAAACAAAAGAAAAUCAUUUGUCAGAUAAUUGUCAUGAUAUUAAUCGAAUAUGUAUUCAAAGUUUAUUAAUGUGUACACGUUUAGCUUUAGAUAAAUGGUCACAUGAACCACAAGUAUUAAAUGCAUUGACACGUUUAUUAAGUGUACUUAGUGUACAUUCGCCGAAUGCAUCAUCUAAUUUAGCUUGUUCUGCAUGGUAUGAUAUAUGCACUAUAGUUUGUGGUCCUCAAGCUGCAGAACAUGCAUGGCCUAAUUUAUCAACGGAUAGUUUAAUUCAACUGAUUGAAGCUUGUUUAUGCGGUAGUUGGAUUAUUGAUAAAGCACAAUUAUCAUCAUCAUCAUCAUCGGCAUUAACUCACCAUCAGCAACAACAACAACAACAACAGAAUCAAACUAAUGAAGAAAAUUCGGAUACUUUACUAUUACAACUUAUUCGUGAAAUACGCGAACAAGUUCUACGUGUCAUUAAUACUAUUUCACAUGAUGGUGAAACCAAUUUUCCUCAUUCAAUUCAUGAUGCUACAGCUAUUGAAAUGUUAGUGAAUUGUACUGCUGUACUCAGAGGUAUUGCACGUGCUAUUGGCUCCAUAGCAUCAAAUAAUAGUAGUCAUUCAAGCACAGAUUUAAUUUCAUUAGUUUGGAAUGGUCUACUAGGUCCAUUUUUAUCACAUAGUGCAAAUUAUUUAGUAUUGAAAUGUCAUAAUUAUUCUGAAGCUAUACAAUCAAUAUUUUGUUUAUUCUCUGAUGUUGCUGAUUCAUGUUUAAUUUAUUUGGCCAGUCUACCAUCAUCAUCAUCAUUAUCAGCGUCAUCUGUAUCAUCAAAUGAUGUUUCUUGUUUAAAUGUACAAUCAACAUUAUUAUUAGAAAUAAAUAAUAAAUCAAUAAAAACUAACUCUACCAUUAUACCAUAUGCAUCUGGUUCAUUUUUAAAUUGGACAGUUGUAUUAUGCAGAAAUUAUACUAAAAAUACACAAGGUAAAUUAAAUUUUGAUACAACAGCAGAAGAUGAUCAAAUUCAAGAGUUGCAAUACUUGCUGAAUCUGCUAAAUCGUGUACUGUAUCAUGAAUUUGAAUUACGUCUAACCGGUGCUAUAGUGAUGUCUCGAGAAAACGAUGAACUAGUGAUUCAACCUGAUUCGAUUAAUUCACAAGAUGCAUUAAGUAGUACUAUUCCGACAGUGGAUGCAGCUGUUAUUGGCCUGGGAUAUUUAUUACCGUUAAUAACAGAAUCUACAUUAACAAUUCCAGAAUUAUGUCAAACAUUUUAUUCUUUAGCCUCAUAUGCUUGUGAAUUACGUGCUCAGGGAUUUGGUCGACUCACAGAUCAACAACUUUCCUCUUUUGGUCGCCUUCUUCGAUUUGGUAUAUUUGGUUUAAAUGUCAGUCAAUCAUCAAAUCCCAAUAAAUCUACAUCGACCGCACGAUCUACAUCAUCAUAUACUGUAGGAUGUGUUGACAAUUCAGUGAUUCAACAAUGUUUAGACAUUGUUAUUUCAUUGACAGAUCAUUUUUUAGAGAUAAGAUCACGUCCAAAUUCUUAUCCUAUGGAAGAUUUACAAAAUGCUAUUCGUUUAAUCAAUGUGAUUGGUUUGAAUACACAAUUCUUAUCGGAUUUAUUCACAUUGUUAACAAAAGAAAGUUAUUCAGUCAAUUUGGAAGUAUCAUUUUCAUCUGCUCUACUGAAUUUAAUUCAUUUAAGUCCGGAAGCUUACUCUAAUCUUGUACAUCAAUGGAUUAGCAAUUGUGACAAUCCUGCUAUGCAAACACGUUUAAGUGAUGCUUUUGAACAUUUAGGCAAUUAUUGUAAUCCAGAUAAUAAUAAUAAUAAUAAUCAUAAUAAUACUAUUGAAUUGAAUCAAUCAUCAUCUACUGGCAAUCAAAUUAUUCAUUCUAAUAAAUAUAUCACUUGUUUUCAUGAGAAUAAACCAACUCGUUCAAGUCGAUCAGAUUUUCAACAAUAUUUUCAUUUAUUUGUUACAGAAAUGCGUUCGUUUAUAUGUUUUGGAUAAACAAGUCAUAAUCACAAUUUGAAUAAUCAUAAUUAUAUAUAUUAAUAGAAAAUUUACCUUUAUUUUUGGUAUAUUUUUUCUCAUCAGGUGUAUGUAUAUGUGUUAUUUUUAUAAGCGUAUAUAUAUAUAUAUAUACAAAUUUAUGUAUAGAUAGGUGGUAUAUGUGUACAUGUAUAUAUAUAUAU
Schistosoma turkestanicum is the source of this 5027-nucleotide messenger RNA. The record is from the annotation of a GenBank genome assembly. NCBI's taxonomy places the organism in Eukaryota, Metazoa, Platyhelminthes, Trematoda, Strigeidida, Schistosomatidae.